AUGGCUUCUUUGGGGGCCAAGAUUCGGUUUUUGAUUACUGCUGGUGUCGGUUUCUUUGCCGAUGGAUAUCUUAACUUGACAAUUGGACUCGUGGUUCCGGUUCUGGGAUACCUCUACUACCAAGACGGCAAGGUCCCGGCCGUCUCCAGUGAUAUUAUAAAAGGUGGCCUCAGUCUAGGAAUGGUCGUUGGCCAGCUUGUCUUUGGUGUACUCAGUGAUGUCUGGGGUCGCCAUAAUAUCUACGGAAAAGAACUGCUCCUCACAAUAUUCGGGACCCUGAUGGUCAUCCUAUUACCCUGGAAAGGAAUGAGUACACACUCUGUGACUGCAUGGGUAGCAGUAUUCCGAGUCGUGACAGGUGUAGGAAUUGGUGCCGACUAUCCCCUUUCAUCAUCUCUAUCCGCAGAAAAGUCGCCCUUUGGUUCCCGAGCCAUACAGGUGCUGGCCGUGUUCGCGAAUAUUGGCCUUGGAAACAUUGCUGCCGGGGUGGUCUUUCUCAUUUUGCUCAAAGCAUUCGAGGGUUCUAUUGCAGAUAAUCAGAACCAUCUGGAAUGGGUCUGGCGACUCUUGCUAGGCAUCGGUAUCGUCCCGGCUGCUUUUACCCUCUACGCGCGAUUGACCAUCACGGAGACUCAGCCCUACAAGCAAUACGUGUGCGAUGAGUCGAAUGGACAGAAGCGAGGAUUCACCAAACAAUGGAAAGACUUCCGCGAAUAUUUCAGCCAGUGGAGACACGCAAAGGUCCUCUUUGCAACGGCCGCUUCUUGGUUCCUUUUUGAUAUUGCCUACUACGGAAUCAACCUCAAUCAAAGCAUCAUCCUAGGUAGAAUUGGAUACGCCAAGGGUGCGACACCUUUUCAAACCCUGUACAACACCGCUGUCGGUAAUAUCAUAGUCCAAGCUGCGGGAUUUUGUCCAGGGUUCUACGUCGGCAUCUUCCUCCCCGACCGCAUUGGUCGCACUCGUCAACAACUUUACGCCUGCAUCGCUGUUUGUAUUCUCUAUGCGAUUUGGGCAGGUAUUAGCACGCCAAGUGCGCAUACAUCAACAGCUGGUCUCAUGGUUAUUUUCACCAUCUCUCAAUUCUUGCUUACCGUUGGACCGAAUUGUACGACAUUUCUCAUUCCGGCCGAGGUGUUCCCGACGCGUGUGCGUGGCACAGCACAUGGUAUCUCCGCUGCCGCGGGAAAAUGUGGUGCCAUUCUCACGUCGUUUGCCUUUGGAACUGUUGAAGACGCUAUUUCGCUGGAAGGUGUUCUGGGUUUGUUCUCAGGUGUCAUGCUGCUCACUGCUUUGGUCACAUUGUUAAUUCCUGAAAGUAAAGGCCUUUCGCUUGAAGCUAUUGAGAGAGGCGCACUUUAUGGUGAUAAUGAUCCCAUUGAGAAUGGCAUCGACGGAUCUGUUACUGGUAGUAUCACCCAUGUGCACGUUGGCGCUACUGGGAACGGAUCUAUGGAUAAAGUGAUUUAG
Messenger RNA from Penicillium atrosanguineum, 1470 nucleotides. RefSeq lists its product as uncharacterized. Gene Ontology annotation, molecular function: carboxylic acid transmembrane transporter activity. Gene Ontology annotation, biological process: transmembrane transport; carboxylic acid transport. The transcript has 6 exons. Lineage: Eukaryota; Fungi; Ascomycota; Eurotiomycetes; Eurotiales; Aspergillaceae. The coding region runs from base 1 to 1470 and encodes 489 amino acids. The record is from RefSeq and is a predicted model, not a curated record. Gene Ontology annotation, cellular component: plasma membrane.